GGAUCUUAGAACCGGACAUAAGAGGCGACAUUACAGUUAGGCUAAUGCUAAAACUUCUCCCGACUCCGCUACUUUCACGUCCCACCAAUGGCGAACCUCAACUCCUCGGCUCUUCAACAAAGAAAGAUCUAAACAAUUCUGCAAUCUCCCCCACUUUCAAUUCCAGAUAAUAAAUUUGGUAGAAAGUCGAAAGCAAGAACCCUCAAAGACCCCAGUAAAAUUACCAUAACCAAAAAGCAAGAAUUUUUUUAUUGGCUAUUUAAUGGGAAAGUCUCUUCCUUUCACCGGAAAAUUCCAAGAACUCACCAAAAUAGUCUCUUCCCACCAUCCUAAACGCUCGAAAGUUGCGCCUGUAACUCCUUUAAGACCCAGAGAGGUCCGGUUUGACUCCGAGCUACUCAAGGUGAAGAAAAUGGAGGAUGGCUCGCUCUGUAUUGAUGGCCAGAAUCGUGUGCCGCUUUCCCACGUAGUUUCUGAGUGCACAAAACGGUGGUUUCAAGAUACACUUAGGGAGGCCAAGGCUGGUGAUAUUGCCAUGCAAGUGCUUGUGGGUCAGAUGUAUUGUAGUGGAUAUGGUGUUCACAAAAAUGCCCAAAAGGGCCGUGAGUGGAUUAACAGAGCUUCGAAGGGUCGAACUUCAGCAUGGAAAGUGAGCAAUGAACAUCCAGGUUAUAAUGCAAGUGACUCAGAUUCAGAUGAAGCAAAGGGGGAUGCUAAUAGAAAUAAGAACACAUAGUUAUUCUCAUUGCACUUGUGAAG
Molecule: messenger RNA, 759 nt
Organism: Manihot esculenta (cassava)
Lineage: Eukaryota; Viridiplantae; Streptophyta; Magnoliopsida; Malpighiales; Euphorbiaceae
Exons: 3
Coding region: 263-736 (157 amino acids)
Molecular function (GO): protein binding
Source: RefSeq, a predicted model, not a curated record